AGGCCCCAAGUUGCAGAGGAGCCUGGAGGAGGUGGAAGCAGCAGUAGUGAGUCCAAAUUGUCCCCAAGAGAGGAGGAAGAAUUGGAUCCUAGAAUACAGGUGAGAAGACCAAGUAGAGGGAGAGAAAGAGAGCCCAGAUUCCAGAUUUCCUGAAAAGCUGUCAGAUGAAUUAAAGCUUAGAUUUAUUCUCUCCUCAGUAAACAAGGGUGGGAAAACAAAUUUGUCAACAAGCUGUUGCAAUAUCGUGUGACAGGUAAAAGAGUCGUGUGUCUGAUGGGAAUGUCUGGGUGCCUGAGAAUGCCUAUUGUGGUGAAGUUCGCUGAUAGAAGUCAAGUGCCAAAUUGGCAGUGCACUUUAGGUCAAUAGAGGAUACAACAGUUAAUGCUCCGUUCAAAAUAAGCAGAAGGGCUGCUACCUCAGAGGUGUUACUUGUUUUUGAAGUGAAAGGUAGUGACUUUGAAAUUAGUAGACAAUUUUGAUGCUGCUUCCCAGUGGCAUACAUGUCUGUAAGCUGUGAAACCUUCCAGGUGGCAUCAAAUUUAGGCCUGUAAGGAAAUUUUAUUUGUUCAAGUUUAUAUCAGUUGUAGUCAGUCCUUAAUACAUAUUCGUGGUUCAGGAUGCUAGAUAUACCAAAGAACAGAGGAGCAGUUGAUUGCCUUAGAGUGUUUAUAACAGUUGGUAGGACAGAUCAUUGUGUAGGGACUGGGGCCUUGGGUGGAGGAGAUGAUUGGCCAACUAAAGCUGAGUUGUAGUGUUUCAGGGCUCCCUGGGGAAGUUGCUAGGAUGCCCUUGUGUGUUUGGGUCCCAAGUCUGCCAUUUGGUCGAGUUGCAUCUCUUAAGAUUUUGAUACUGGGGAAGUUACUUAACCAUCUCUAGGUAAGCGAGAGCAUCCCGGGGCUCUAAUUCACAGGCUUCUCUAUCACCAAACCUUUAUUGGAUUACUCCAGUGAGUUGUGAAUAAAUCAAAGACAGUCCUGAUGUGGCUAUCUUGGUGUGUGAGUUCUCAGGGUAUGGGGGUAUGGGGCUUCUCUGGGACCGUGUGCCUGUUUGUAAUGGAGCAUUAGUGAACUGUUCAUUUCUGGCAUGAGUCAAUAAUUUAUUUCUGUUGUGCCUUAUGGGCACUACAUUGAGAACAGUUCAGUUUCUCUUGCUAAUGCUACUAAUUUGUUGUCCACUGAGGAAAUAAGUUGCAAUGCUAAAGCCUUGAACUAUGUUCAAGUCUCCAGCCUCAUGAUUUGUGAUUUUUAUGAAAUCCAAGGUUCAGUUUCUUCAUAUGCAAAGUGAGAAGUUUAGUUGAUUUGCACAAGUCAUCUUCACUGUGUUCCAUGUCUGUUGUUUUUUCUUUUUAUCCCUGUGGUCCUGGGACUUGAACUUGGCCUUGUACUUGCUGUGCAGGUGCUCUACACUUGAGCCACACCCUAGCCCAGGUCUAUGAUUCUUUUCUUUCACAACUUCUUUUGCUUGUUUCUUGUUCAAAGUUUAUAAAUAGUGCUUUGGAAAAGAGAUCUUUCUCUGUUCCCUGAGGAAGAUUCUCAGUAGAGCACCUAUACCUCCCCGAAUAUUUCUUGUUCUUCUCCAGAGGAGGCCUUUCCAAAAGAGAAUCCAGUCUGGUUUCUAUGCUUGGACUCUCCUGCUUCUGUAUAUUUUUCCCAAUAUCCACAUAGGCAAAGGGGGUAGAAUGAAGAAUGACACUUGCAUUGCACUGCCCCAAAAGGUAGCCACCAUGUGGCUUUAUAAAUGAAAUUAAUUAAAAUAAAGUAAAAAAUACAGUUUUCCUGUACUGUACUGUACUGACAGUGCAGAAAUAGAACAUUUCUGUCGUCACAGACAGUUCUAUAGGAUGAGCUUUCACAGGGUUGGAGUAUCCUGAGGAGUCUUAGGAUGCACUCUCCCUCCAGUGAGCUUGCACUGUCACUUGUACAAGAGGGGACAAAACAAACCCUAGUUUCUCUUGCUAAGCUGUGCAGCAUGCUGUGAACAUUAUAAGUUCCAUAGGGAGGGAAGGGCUUGCAGUGUUCUCCAACAUUGGAUGAUAUGGGUAGUUAGGCAGUACUCUAUCCUCAGCAGGGGUCUAGUGUCUUUGGUAGCCCUGGAGUUUGAACUCAGGGCUUGGUGCUUGCUAGGUGGGUGCUCUACCAUUUGAGCCAUGACUCCAGUGGAAUAUAACGUUUUGCUGCGUAGGAGAGGCAGCCAGGUGUAAGGACCACUUUUCCUUUCUGUGUUUGGACUCCUUUUCUUGAUAGGGAGGAGAUGAGGGCAUUUGUUUUUUAGGGUCCAUUUUAGUGUUGACAGUACAUCAGACCACAUUGCCUUCAUAAUGUGUCUCAGUGCUUUCAAUGAGCGUCUAUUUUUCUGAAUUCUCAUGCAUUUUGUGGGUCCACCCACAGAUCCAUUAAAACCCACCAGGGACUUUUAAAAACAUUUGGUAUGCAUUUGGAUUCACUUGGUCUGGGUGGGGUAAGAAAUGUUUCUAAUGCACAGCCAGGGCUGAGUCCAAUGGGCUAAGGAUAUCCCAAAGAUUUGGUUUGGUAUUUACUGAAGUUCCCAGAAAUGACUCUUCUCAGGGUGAGGCUCUCUGAUGUGGGGCUGGAGUUCCUUGGCAGGCAGGAAACUUACGCCCAUUUUCUGGUGGGAUCCCUCUGAAAGUUGGAAGGAGGCUACCUGGUAUGUCCCUGUAUAUUCUACCUCUUCAGGGAAGGCCACUGGCUUUGUGUUCAUGUUGAGAUCUCAUUGGAGUUCUCCAAGUCUUCCAGCUUUUUAAGAGAGGGUCGCAGUGGAAGGAAGGGAGAAAUGAUGGUACUAGGGUAGGCCUGGGUCUAUUCCCUGCAUUUUUCUCUGCCUCAUUUGUGAUGGGCACAUUCUUUUCUCACUUAACUGCUCCUUUCUAGAGUCUUCAGGGUGACCAUGCAACCUCUGUGUCCUCACCUUAGUUCUCAAAGAAUAGUCAUUGGCUCUUACUGACCAUCUUACUGAGCCUUUUGACGUUCUGUGGCAGGGGACCAGAAGUGUCCACAGGUGGGGUGGAGCAUCUAUAGCUUAAAUGCCCAGGCCUUUGACUUAGUGGCCUGGUAUUCUGGGAAUGCACCCAUCAUGCCCCAGGAAGGUCACCCUCCUUGCUGGCUCACUAAUGGAUGAUGGAUGCUGACUCAGACUUUGUCCUCCCUGAAUUCCAUUUUAGCUGAAUGCCAGGAGUCCCUCGUGGAGCAAACCAAAUGGAAUGUGUUGUCAACUUCACCCUGCAUGCUCAGUGGCUUCCCACUUAGACUUGCCUUGGGUAUGCUCCAGUGAAGUUGUUUCCCCUUUUCUCCCACGCUUACCCUGGCCUUGAGGCUGCUUUUCUUCCCUGUUCCCUAGCCUCUUGUUUUGAGAGCCCACCAGGUAGACCAUCAGUAGACAUGUUUUUUGUUUGUUUGUUUUAUGAGACAGGUCUCACCAUGUAGCUCAGGCUGACUCGAACUUUUGAUCUUCCUGCCUCAGCUUCCUAAUGGCUGGGACCACAGGUGUUUGCCACCAUGCUUGGCAUUAGGUGAUUUUCUUUAAUUGCAGGAGGAGCCAUUGAGGUACUAGUUCCCAUAUAGAAAAAUGAUGCCUGCUCUUGCCACUGGUCAACAGAAAAAGCCCUUUUUAUUUUUCCAGUGGGGACAAAUUACAUUGAGCCAUUCACUCCUCUGACUGCCUCGUCAAGGCUAGGGUUUGGGUACUGUGAGCGCUCUGAGCCAUGUAAACAAGUAGAGAUCCAAUCUUGGACCUUGAUGUGCUCAUGUGAGCAUUGCAGGGUGUUCUUCCCCUUUUUCUUUUCCCUUAAAAUAAUGUUUAUUGCAUUCCUGAGACCUGUCUUUUUCCUGUCUGGGUUGUGGUUUUCCUAACUAACAGCACUCUUGGCUUUUCUGAGGCAUCCAUGCAAGGCCAGUCUUAAUCCUAGGAUUGUGGUCACAGUGGAAGGAAAGUGAGAUCAAAGCUUGGGUCCUAGAUCCGGACCUAAAUUCCCUGGCUGUCACAAAUCCCCUUCCUCAUCUUUUCUCAUCUAUUUACUACAAAUAAGCUGAGGAAGAUACUACUGUGGGAGCUGUUGAAAGACUUGCAUCUCUCCUAUAGCCUGAAAUAUCUGUAGGCCACAUUGAACCAAAGGAAGCUGGGCCCACUGGGAAAGAUGUUGACUCUCACCUUGAUAGAAAUUGCCUUUUUAGAGCCCUCUAGGGUGAUCCCAUCAACUAACAGGGACAUCCCUGGCAGGAAGACACUCUGAAACUUUGAGUACUGUGUGUCUGGUGGUAUUGCUGCUGCUGCCUACUAGGGGUCCCCUGGGGUCCUCUGGGUUGUGCCAAUUGCCUGUGGGUCCAGAGUGGUUUGUUGUUUCAUUAGUUCUGUGACUAAUCUGGUUCCCAAAUAGCACCAACUCUUAGAUCUCCAGUAUGAAUUCAGAUGCCACUGUUCCCUAAGAGAUAAAUCCAUGUAUAUUUUGAAGACUUUGUGUUUUCUUUUAUUAAGGUAAAAGUGUGGUAAAUAUGUUGAUUGUAUAUUACAAUGAUAUUUUAGAUGUAUUAGAGAAAUGAAAUGUAUUCUUUAAAUUUCACCUGGUUUUUACCUUUUUUUUUUUUGACAGUAUUGGGGUUUGAACCCAGGGCCUUGCACUUCCUAAGUAGGGGCUCUUACCACUUGAGUCAUACACUGCAGCCCUCUGUUUUUUGAUUUUUAAAAAACGUGGUUUGUAGAAAAUGAAACAACAUUCAGCUUAUAAUCUAGAUACUUGGGAGGCAAAAAUAGGAGGAUAGUGGUUCAAGGCCAGCUUGGGGAAAAAGUUAGUGAGCCCAUAUCUAAAACUAAAAGCAGAAACGGCUGGAGGUAUGGCUCAGGUGGUAGAGUGCUUUCCUAGCAAGCUUGAGGGCUUGAGUUUAAGUCUACACUUUUGUGGGUAUGCAGUUUCAUAUCUCUAUUCCUAGUUCCAUUAUAGACUUCUGUGUUUUUAUUUUUUCUUUUACUGUACUGAAUGCAUAUGACUUCUUUCUUAUUUUCUUAUUUACUAACUCGAUUUUUUUCAGAAUCAAAGUAUGUGUGUGUCUGUGUAUGUAGAAAUAAAAGGAUAAAAGGAAUAAAUGGAGAUCAUGCAUGACAACCCAACGCCCUCUCUGGUUCCUGUGAUUGGGAGCCAAUGUCACAGCUAUACAAGUAGGACGUGAUAGUGGUAUUCCUGUUGAGUACAAGUCAUGUGGCAGCAGGCAGCCCCUGAACUGGGUCCUGCUUAUCCAGAGCCUGAGGCUUCUAGAGGCAGAGCUUAUAGCUGAGCAUCACUUCCAUGGAGUCUGCAAUUAAAUAUCAGGCACUUUCCUGAGGCAGAGCCCUUGGUGCAGAUCAGCAUUCCUCCAAAGUAUCCUCAGCUCACUAGGGAUUCUGGGGACUUAUGUGUUUUCUUGGGCCAGGGAGGAUGACUUAAGGCUAGCACCCUUCCCAGCUCUCUGUCAUUUCAUAGAAAGUUCUGGGUAUGUUCUAUUGCUUCUUUCUCUAGCCCAGAGGUCAGUGAGGCACUCAAACUGACAUAUCUGCCAGUCUCUCUCUGAGACUCCCUUGCUACCACAAGAUCGACUGUAUUGGGACCUGGGGUCUUGUGACCCAUUGCCCAGCCAGGCCUCUUGGAACCCAGUAUUCUUCCCUGAUUUUGACCUUUGUCAUCCACCAAGCCCUUGUGAUUCUGUGUAUUGCAUUUCCUUGGGAAUUUAUCCUCUCCUUUCCCACCUGGAACACUGUAUAUAGCUUUUAUUUUUUGUCUUCCCAGUUCUUCCAUGCUUUCCUUAAAUUUCUCGAACUUGCCAUCCUAAACCACAGAUUAAGGGCAAGAGGCUCUGAGAGACUCUUGUUGCUAUUGAGAAAAGGCUUGUUCCUUCCUUUUGUGCCCCAACCUUACUGGCUGUCAUCAGUUUGUCUAUCCUGGGGCCCUUCUUGUCCAUUAUAGUUCCCUGGCCAGGGAGCAAGUGCUCCAGAUAUCCUGCCCUGGCCUGCUGCCUAGGGAGAUGACAUCCAUACCCACCCCUCAUACAGCUUCAUCACUGCCAAAGAUAUGUUGCUUACUUGCUGGUCUUCCUUACUGUUGUGAGCCUCUACCUGUCUAUUCUAAGUUCUUUGGAGUUUCGUGAUACUCAGAGGUGGUAAGUAUAUAGUAAACAUGUGCUUAGUUAAUAGCCCUCCUAGCUCAGGGGAUGACGGGUGGAAGACUACUCUGGAGGCGAGCCCUUCGACUCCAAGGAGACUUCCCAGCAGGAGAAAGUGAUGCAAUCUGAUGGAGAGAGUGAAGGCUCACUGCCACCAUGCUGUGUGCAUACUAGUAUUGCAUCCUCUGAACCUCAAUUUCCUUAUCUUUAAAAUGGGGGUUUUAAAACCCAAUACAAGAUAGAAUUGUGAAGAUUACAUGAGAUUGUGUAUGUUAGAUCUUGGAUAAGGAGCAUUGGACAAGUCCCUUCCUCCAUUUCUUUUCCAUGGGACAAGUGUCUCACCUCCCUUCCCUGGUCAGCUGGGGCUUUUUGUCUGUGCAUUGCUCUAACCUACACAGUUGAUUGAGGCUACUUCCUUCCACUGCUCUAACUCACCAGCUGUCUUUGGCAGGAGGAGCUGGAGCAUCUGAACCAGGCCAGUGAGGAGAUUAACCAGGUGGAGCUACAGCUAGAUGAGGCCAGGACAACCUAUCGGAGGAUCCUGCAGGAGUCAGCCAGGAAGCUUAACACACAGGGCUCCCAUUUGGGGAGCUGUAUUGAGAAGGCUCGGCCCUACUAUGAGGCCCGGCGGCUGGCUAAGGAGAGUUUCAGAUUCUGGAGCAUUUUGGGAUUUGGAGUCUUGGAUGCUCAACCUGUAUGGCUGUGAUGAAUGUCUUUGAGCGCUUAGUGGUUAUUUUCUUCAACUUACCACCUGGACGAUCUCAGAGGUAUAUUUUCUGUAAGACCAUGUCCCUAACCACCUUCCAACUAAAAUGGUUUAGACUUUCCUAAGGUAAAAGGCCAGCAGUCUUUGAGAGUGCUGGAUUUCACACACCCGCCAUCCAUUAGCAGUAUCAUUCUUUUUAAUAUUUAUUUCUGCAUUUAUCUCUUCUCCUAAUUCAUAUCCUUAUGAAAUAUUUCUUAUAGAAAGUUCCUUUCAUGGCAUUUAUUCUUAGUGAAAUUUGGGAAAAGAAGCUGACAUUGUAAGUGGGUCUUCUUCCAUCUUUUGUCCCCACCACUGUGGUGGGUCUUUAUGGGUGGCUGGAGGUCCCCCAGAACUCCCCGUCCUAAUGACCCUCUAUCCCCUAGGCCCAGCAGGAGACACAGAAGGCAGCAUUGCGGUAUGAGCGGGCUGUGAGCAUGCACAAUGCUGCCCGAGAGAUGGUAUUUGUGGCUGAGCAGGGUGUCAUGGCUGACAAGAACCGAUUGGACCCCACGUGGCAGGAGAUGCUCAACCAUGCUACCUGCAAGGUGAACGAGGCAGAGGAGGAGCGGCUUCGAGGAGAGCGAGAGCAUCAGCGAGUGACACGGCUGUGCCAGCAGGCUGAGGCUCGGGUCCAGGCCCUGCAGAAGACCCUCCGGCGAGCCAUUGGCAAGAGCCGCCCCUACUUUGAGCUCAAGGCCCAGUUCAGCCAAAUCCUGGAGGAGCACAAGGCCAAGGUGACAGAGCUGGAGCAGCAGGUGGCACAGGCUAAGACCCGCUACUCAGUCGCCCUGCGCAACCUGGAGCAGAUCAGUGAGCAGAUUCACGCCCGGCGCAGGGGCCUGCCUCCCCAUCCCCCAGGCCCACAGCGCUCCUCCCCUGUGGGGGCUGAAGCUGGGCCUGAGGGUAUCGAGGAUGGGGACAGCGGGAUUGAUGGGGCUGAGGGUGGGGGACUGGAGGAGGGCAGCAGCCUGGGGCCUGGCCCCGCCCCUGACAUGGAUACACUGAGCCUGUUGAGCCUGCGCACUGUGGCCUCCGACCUGCAGAAGUGUGACUCAGUGGAACACUUGCGUGGCCUCUCGGACCACGCUAGUCUAGAUGGCCAAGAGCUGGGACCCCGGAACCGGGGACGUCGGGGCAGUGAUGGUGGAGUCCGAGGGGGUCGACACCAGCGCAGUGUCAGCCUGUAGCUUUGUGGCCAGGGCUACUGGCUUGACUCUCCCAUCGUGGGCCAGUAGGGUCCCAUGGGCUUCUUUCUCUCUCUCUGGGGUCUUUUCUUCCCCAAGAUCAUGGACUCCAGUGCUUUUCUGGGAGAGGUCAGCUGUGUCUCAGUGCUCUGUGUCUGCCCUGGCUUUCUCAGUCUCCUCCCACCCCACCCCCCCUCUUUUCCUCAGGAGGCAGCUUUCUCUUUGACUUACCCAUUCAAAAGGCUUGCUUUCUGGCCUGCUCAUCUCCUUUACCCCUGCUGCCUCUUCACAGUCUAUCUGAUGCUCUUUGCUUUCCUCUUUCUGUCUGACUUCCAUCUGUCUGGCUUUUCCCCUCAGGGAACUUGGUCUAGAAGACACAGGAAGCUCAUCUGAGAAAAUGAGUACCUUAACCUGACUGGAUGGACAGGCUCUUCACCUGUUGAUCCUUGGCCCUGCCCAUCCCUCAUGGCAGCUCCCCAGGGCGCCCUAGGAAUGCUGCUGAGUAUUGGUGGCCCUGUGCCGUUCUGUCCCAGCUUGCCUGUGUGUAACCUGUGAGAUAGACUCUGUUCUUCUGGAAGAUGCCAUUUUUACUGUUGGUGUUCCCCUUUGUGACCCCAGCUGUUAUUCUAUCAGUGCCGUAAAGCAAAACUUGUGGCAUGUCAGAGUCAGGAAGGGGAACCCAGCCUCAUCAUCGACAUGGGAACAUCGCCACCUCCAAACUGGCUCCUGUGUGUGUGUGUGUGUGUGUGUGUGUGUUGUGUGUGUUGUGUGUGUAUGUGUGUGUGUGGUUUCCCAAGUUGGGCUGAGCCCUUCACAUUGCCAAGGUGCUAGUAGGUCCCUAACAGGUUCCAUGUUAGGGGGUAGAGAUGUGAUAAGAUCCUGGAGGCUAAGACCUUGCCAUUCCUGCCCCCUCACACUCUUGUGGAGCUGGGCUUUUUUUGGGUAGAGGUUGCUGAACUGAAUCUCAGCAUUCUCCUACAGGGUGGCAUUAGGGAAAUUGGUGCUCAGAUGCUCUUCUUUGCUCUUCCCCAAACCAAACAAUACCUAUUCCAAGAUCCCCUGAGGAGUGCUCAAGCUCUCUUGCUCCUCCUCCCCCUGAAUAGGGCAGGAGUUGACCUGGGGUAAGGGAUCCCAACCCUCGUAGCAGCUUCAGGUGCCUGGUGGUGCUCCUCGACUGUGUGUAUGGAAGCCACACCAGAUGUGGAUGCCUUGGGAGAACUGAUCCCCCUGUCUUAUUCCAGGAGGACAAAUAGCUCUUGCCUAGGGCUGUGCAUUGCUGCCAGCAACUGGGUGAGGAGUGGGCCUCCACAUCCAGCACAGGUGUCUCCUCGUUUUCAAACUGAAGGAGUAUGGUCACAAUGAGAACCUCUGGGGUUUGAGGGGCCAUGAGUGGAGAGGAAAAAGGGAGGGAGGCCAUGGUUAUGCAUGUGUGAGUGUUUUGAUAUGUGUGGGAAAGGGUCAGUCCUGGUUUUAUUUAAAUAAAAUAGUUUAUGUAACAGUAAUGUUUACUGUCCCUGUUGCAGAAAGGAAGAGAAAGGGGUAAGGUUGAAGUGGGGGAGGAAAACAAAUGGAAGUGAGGGACUUUUUUAGAUGAUGGGGUCAGGGAGGGGAGAUAAUGGAUCAGAUGUCAGAUGGAGCAAGCUGUAGACUAUGGGAGAAGAGGAGGGAGAUGAAGUGCUUGUUCUUGGGUGGUCACACACAAGGCAAGUAUAGACUAACCUGAGGAGUGAGUGCCCUUGAGGCUGAGCUUUGGAGGUGGUAGGUGCCAGAGAGGCUUACAUGGUGGAGUGGGCACUGUUUUCAAACCAAGAGAUGAGAGUGUCAGUGUGUAGGAACCUGGACUUGAGCAUGAAGGAAGGGGAGGGAUAAAAGUAGGUAUUAACUGGAUUUAUCAGAUAAAUACACAAUGUGCCCACUUACUUGAAUUUAUAGUAGACAGUGAUUUUUGUCCCCUGCAGCAUUUAGGACACAUUAAGAGUUAUCGUGUAUCUGAAAUUAAAAUAUAACAGAUGGAAGGUGCUUCCCAAAUUGGAGUGUGUCUGGUUGUGGGGUGGAAGGGGACUGAGUAUGUUUGGACCCACAGGUGGGAGAUGCCUAUAAAAUAUCUGGUGGAAUCAGUUUGAUGAUUCCUUGGAGCCUCAAAGGUGAAGACCAAAAGACUUUCUGGGCCUCAGCCAUACCUGAGGUGUGCCUGCCUUUAGAGCUGUAUUGAAGUGGAGUCAGCCAAGAGAAGAAGGCCCUACCAGUGAAGAGGGUGGUUUGGAGGCCACAAAGGGGAAGGGUGAAGGCCAAAAAUUGGAGAGACAUAAACAGAGCAGUGAUCCUGGCAACACUGGAUACAAGAGGUGCCAUCAGGAGCCGGUACAUACUCACCAUUCACUGUACUCUUUUAACAGGUACUGUCCAGAUCUUUGAGACUACCUUCCCUGCCAUGGCAGAUGGGUGCCAAAAUACUUCCUUUUAUUACUAGCAAAGCUGCUAUCAGGGCUGGUGGCGUGGCUCAAAUGGUAGUAUCCUGCCUAAUAAGCAUGAGGUCCUGGUUCAAACCCUAGUACUACAAAAACAAACAAAAAAACCCUCACAAACUGCUAUGAGAAUGCAUAGCUUUGAGUGAAUGAUAUGUAAUAAAGGUGUAAAACGUUUUCUUCUAUGUAAUGAAAUAGUUACUAAAGCAUAUCAGUAUUUUUUAAAUAGUUAUUUCCUCUCUUUUUGUGGUAAGAGCACCUAAAGUCUACUUGCUCAGCAAAUUUUUACGUGUAACUUGUCCUCAUGAAUGGGCUUUCUGAGAUGAUACCAUCUGGUCCCUGACAGGCAGGAGCUGGUGUCUGGAACCCUCCUGUUGGGCUGUGCCCACUCUGUUUCUCUUUGCAAAAUCAGCUACCAGAUAAGGCAAAGGUGGAGAGAGACCAGGAAGGUUAGAACAAAUGGCAUUUUUUUCAAGUAGAAGAAAAGAAAACAGCAAAGGUGCUCUUCUCAUGCUGGCAGUGGUGGUUUGUACAUCUCAGACCAGGCGCACGCCCAUUUGUGUGGGGUGUCAUCCCCCAUUUCAUGUCACAUUCACUUCAGGUGGUAAUGAGUUCUGUACUGUGUCUUCCCCAUUGAGGGGCUGGGGCAGGGUCUCAGUCUCCCAUAUGUCCAGCACAUUCCUUGCACUGAUUGGUAAUCAGUGAAGGUGCUUUUGCCUUGUCAUCCUUUCCCCAAUCCAAACCUACACAGCACAGUCAUUAGGAGGUCAGGAUAUGGUAUACACAGUACCCAAAUCACAUCUUCAUGUCUCCAGGGGAAAUCUCAAACAUCUCUAGACUUUAGUUUUAUCACCUAUAAAAUGGAACAAUGUAGAUGUGCAUAGCAUAAUGCUACAUCAGUGGAUGUUGGCCACGGUGAUUCUUGUUACCACUUACAGCUUCAGGAUGCUUAACCUGAGUCCUCUCCCAUCUUGUGCUAGAUAUGGAAACUUUAUAAAAUUAUUCUAUUUCCCUUGUCUUGAUGUGAUUUUUGACACACCCAGCAACUUCAACCCACCUGCUGUAAACACUCAUAAUUCCUUGUGCAUGUGGAGGGAGUAUGUUUGUGGGCUGUCAAAGUCAUGUGUAGGCAGUG
Messenger RNA from Castor canadensis (American beaver), 11672 nucleotides. The record is from RefSeq and is a predicted model, not a curated record. NCBI's taxonomy places the organism in Eukaryota, Metazoa, Chordata, Mammalia, Rodentia, Castoridae.